Phalaenopsis equestris is the source of this 525-nucleotide messenger RNA. RefSeq names its product RING-H2 finger protein ATL80-like. Lineage: Eukaryota; Viridiplantae; Streptophyta; Magnoliopsida; Asparagales; Orchidaceae. The coding region runs from base 1 to 525 and encodes 174 amino acids. The record is from RefSeq and is a predicted model, not a curated record. The transcript has a single exon.
AUGGCUUCUCCCCCACCAUCAUCCCCUCCCCCCCAUCACACCAACCAAUCCACCAAACUCGACUACUACUACUUCGUCAUCGGCCUCUCACUCAUCGCCAUCAUCCUCCUCCUCACCAACGCCGUCGCUGUCGGCUGCUGCUCCUGGCUUCGCCAAUUCAUUCUAUCACGCGGCGCGCUCGGCCACGAGUUCAACGAGUCCGAUAUAGCACAGCGAUGGAUGCCUCCUGCGUAUAUUUAUAUGAAGAGGAAGGAUGAGGAAGAGGAGGAGGGCGCAGCUGCUGCUGAAUGCCCGGUUUGUAUAUCAGCGUUCGAGGAAGGAGAGGAAGUGAGACGGAUGGCGCAGUGCGGGCAUUCUUUUCAUGUAGGCUGUAUUGAUAUGUGGCUUAAUUCGCAUGAUAGCUGUCCGGUCUGUCGCGAGAAUGUUUUGCCGAUGCCUCUGCAGUCCAUGGAGCUGUCGGAGUCGUUUAACUCGCGGGACUAUCUAGUUCCUUCCUCGGCGAGGGGCAGAGUGCAUUUGGUUUGA